Molecule: messenger RNA, 1841 nt
Organism: Gastrolobium bilobum
Lineage: Eukaryota; Viridiplantae; Streptophyta; Magnoliopsida; Fabales; Fabaceae
Product: inositol-3-phosphate synthase-like
Exons: 10
Coding region: 88-1620 (510 amino acids)
Biological process (GO): phospholipid biosynthetic process; inositol biosynthetic process
Cellular component (GO): cytoplasm
Molecular function (GO): inositol-3-phosphate synthase activity
Source: RefSeq, a predicted model, not a curated record
UCCUCCUCCUAAAAAAAACGCUUUCUUUCUUCCUCUCGUAAAGAGUUGUUCAGUUUCUCUUGACUAUUUUUCCUUGAAGAAACAAAAAUGUUCAUCGAGAGUUUCAAGGUUGAGAGUCCUAACGUGAAGUACACAGAGACUGAGAUUCAGUCCGUGUACAGCUACGAAACCACUGAACUUGUUCAUGAAAACAGAAAUGACACAUAUCAAUGGGUUGUCAAGCCCAAGACUGUCAAAUAUGAAUUUAAAACCAACACCCAUGUCCCCAAACUAGGGGUAAUGCUUGUGGGGUGGGGUGGAAACAAUGGUUCAACCCUCACCGGUGGUGUUAUUGCUAACCGGGAGGGUAUUUCAUGGGCAACAAAGGACAAGAUCCAACAAGCCAAUUACUUUGGCUCGCUGACCCAGGCAUCAGCUAUCAGAGUGGGGUCUUUCCAAGGAGAGGAAAUCUAUGCACCAUUUAAGAGCCUGCUUCCAAUGGUAAACCCUGAUGAUAUUGUGUUUGGGGGAUGGGAUAUCAGCGACAUGAACCUGGCUGAUGCCAUGGCCAGAGCCAAGGUCUUUGACAUCGACCUGCAGAAACAGUUGAGGCCUUACAUGGAAUCCAUGGUUCCACUCCCAGGAAUCUAUGACCCGGAUUUCAUUGCUGCCAACCAAGGAGACCGUGCCAACCACGUCAUCAAGGGCACAAAGAAGGAACAAGUUCAAAAAAUCAUCAAAGACAUUAAGGAGUUUAAGGAAGCCACGAAGGUUGACAGGGUCGUUGUCCUGUGGACUGCCAACACAGAGAGGUACAGCAAUGUGGUUGUGGGACUAAACGACACCAUGGAAAACCUCAUGGCUUCAUUGGAUAGGAAUGAGGCUGAGAUUUCACCUUCCACCUUGUAUGGCUUGGCUUGUGUUUUGGAAAAUGUUCCUUUCAUUAAUGGAAGCCCGCAGAACACCUUUGUCCCAGGGCUGAUUGAUUUGGCCAUCAAGAGGAACAGUUUGAUUGGUGGAGAUGAUUUUAAGAGUGGCCAGACCAAAAUGAAAUCUGUGUUGGUGGAUUUCCUUGUGGGGGCUGGUAUCAAGCCAACAUCAAUAGUGAGUUACAAUCAUCUGGGAAACAAUGAUGGUAUGAAUCUCUCAGCACCACAAACCUUCCGCUCUAAGGAAAUCUCCAAGAGCAACGUUGUUGAUGAUAUGGUCAACAGCAAUGCCAUACUCUAUAAGCCUGGUGAACAUCCAGACCAUGUCGUCGUUAUUAAGUAUGUGCCAUAUGUGGGGGACAGCAAAAGAGCCAUGGAUGAGUACACUUCAGAGAUAUUCAUGGGUGGACACAACACAAUCGUGUUGCACAACACAUGUGAGGAUUCACUAUUAGCAGCUCCUAUCAUCUUGGACUUGGUCCUUCUUGCUGAGCUUAGCACUCGAAUCCAAUUUAAAGCUGAACAUGAGGACAAGUUUCACUCAUUCCACCCUGUGGCAACCAUCCUCAGUUACCUGUCCAAGGCCCCACUUGUCCCACCAGGUACACCAGUGGUGAAUGCAUUGUCAAAGCAGCGAGCUAUGCUGGAAAACAUCCUGAGAGCUUGUGUUGGAUUGGCUCCUGAGAACAACAUGAUCCUGGAGUACAAGUGAAGUACUUGGAAAGAGUAACGGUUGGGAUAAUCCAGUUCAAUGUGCAUAAAAUUUAUCCCAUGCCCCUCUUUUCUGCUGUAUAAGGAUAUGUUUGCUAGCAAGUUUUAAAUUUGAAGUUCGUGUGAUUUGAUAACUGUCUUUGCUCCCCUGCUUACUUAUUUGAUAGCAGGCCAUCUAAGUAUAUGAAAUAAAUAUGCAAGUUAUCAAAUGGUUUUGUGCUU